Molecule: messenger RNA, 3556 nt
Organism: Schistocerca serialis cubense
Lineage: Eukaryota; Metazoa; Arthropoda; Insecta; Orthoptera; Acrididae
Product: hydroxymethylglutaryl-CoA lyase, mitochondrial
Exons: 5
Coding region: 205-1140 (311 amino acids)
Biological process (GO): ketone body biosynthetic process; L-leucine catabolic process
Molecular function (GO): hydroxymethylglutaryl-CoA lyase activity
Source: RefSeq, a predicted model, not a curated record
GUAGCUUAGUUUUCCUACGUCAAUUGCGGAAGUUGGUGUGCUCAUACGCAACGCAGUCCCACUUCAAGAAGUGCCUCCUAACGGAAGGUGUGCUGUUCUUUCGGUGACUUUUCAAAAUUGCUGCUGGUGUUUAGUGCUGAGAGAUUUAAUAUUUAGUUAAAACACUUACCCUGUGGUCACAGUUUUAUAGUUGUUGCUUCGCUAAUGCACCUUACCCACGAGGAAACUACGCAUGCUCAUCCAAAGUACCCUAGAAGUGUUCGUGUUGUUGAAGUUGGUCCACGAGACGGUCUACAGAAUGAACCACAAAUUGUUCCAACUGAAGUGAAAAUAGAAUUCAUCAACCGUUUAUCAAGUGCUGGAUUUAAAACAAUAGAGGUUACAAGUUUUGUAUCACCAAAAUGGGUUCCUCAAAUGGCAGAUCACAAGGAAGUUCUAAAGGGCAUAAAGAAAUGGGAAAAUGUAAGCUACCCUGUACUUGUCCCAAAUCUCAAGGGACUUAAUGCUGCUAUUGAAGCUGGAGCUAAGGAGGUAGCAGUUUUUGGUGCAGCUUCUGAGACAUUUAGCAAGAAAAACAUCAACUGUUCUAUCAGUGAAAGUCAACAGCGGUUCAAGGAAGUAAUAACUGAAGCUUUAAACAAUGGCAUUAAAGUGAGAGGCUACGUUUCCUGUGUAUGCGGCUGCCCAUACGAGGGAAAAAUUCAGCCUGAAGCCGUUGCGAAGAUGGCUGCUGCUCUUUACGAAUAUGGUUGUUACGAAAUUUCGCUUGGUGAUACUAUUGGUGUUGGCACUCCAGGUUCCAUGAGAACGAUGCUGGAAGAAGUGAUGAAACAUGUACCUGUCAAAAGUUUAGCAGUCCAUUGUCAUGACACUUAUGGACAGGCAUUAGCCAAUGUCCUCACUUCUUUGGAGUGUGGUGUAACAGUUGUGGACUCAUCAGCCUCUGGGCUAGGUGGCUGUCCAUAUGCCAAAGGUGCAUCAGGAAACGUUGCUACUGAAGACCUUGUCUACAUGCUACAUGGAAUGGGCAUUGAAACAGGAAUUGACAUGGAAAAGCUCCUCGAAGCUAGUGAAUUUAUUGCAAAUAGUCUUAAAAGGCCAACUGGUUCUAAAGUGUGUCAAGCUCUUAGCAAGUUAUGAUAUGUUAACAAAAAAACAUCUUGGCUGUAUUUAUAUCUGUGAUCAUACCUCAUUAUAAUAACUCAAAACAAAUUCUGUACUUGGAGUGUAAUAUAUUCUAUUUUGAGGCGCUACUUUAGCCAUUGAGCAACAUAUUUUGACACUGUUAAGCAAAACUACCUACAAAAUUGCAAUACCUGUUAGUAACUCAGCUGUGUGAAUAGUAGAUGCCUGCCUGCUGCACAUUCAAACUUUCAGUUUUUGAAGAGUAAUUAUUUUUCAUCAUUGUAGUUUUGGUAAUUACAAAUUAGGUUUGUGGAUUUCCUAUUGUAGGAGAAGUAAUAUUUUAUAUUUAUGGGAGCAAAGAUUGAUAUUUUGCAACCAUUAUAUUUCUGUGUUAUCUGGUACAUGAUUUGUUCAACAUUAAUCUGCAUCUAUAGUUCAGGCUACUAAAGCAUGCUGGGGUGGUGCUACUUGUUUCAGAGGUAGUUAGUUCAAUUCCUGGUAAUGGAAGAAAUUUGACCAGUAAGGGAGGUGUAAAAUUGUUGAUCAUCAGACUGCACCAGCGGAGAGAUAAAUAUGCUAUGUGCUGUACCACAUUUUUACCCUCUCCUUCAAUCAUCAUCAUCAUAAUACAAACAUGACAGUUGACAGCCAUUACAGUCACCUACUUUCAGCAGAUACAAAAGACGGAACUCUCAUUCACUGAGAGAAAAGAGGCUAUUGUGUGUGGAAGAAAAACACCCUUUCCAGUUAUGCAUCUGCAUCAACCCCUGAGGAACUCCUAGCCAACAAAGCCAAACAACACUUUCUUUUGUUUUAAACUGAUACAAACAAAAGUUCAUUAACUUAUAAAGUAAGCUACUAUAAGAAUCACUGGAUUACUGAUGGCCCAGUGAUAAAGUGCCAGAUUUAUGAUCCAAAUGUCUUAGGUUAUCUUCUUGGUCAGUUCUGAGGUUUUUGUCUGUUACUUAUAAUUUUUUUCAUCUCUAGCAACGUUUGUUAAUGUUGAAAAUGCAAAGUUGUGCACAAUUACUUUACCACUGAGGUAGGCGACAAAUUUGUUAAGAUACAGCAUUCAAAAAAUCAGCCAGAUUCCAGUUUUCCUUGACUUCCAUAAAUCACUUAAGGCAAAUAUCAGGGUGAUCCCUUUCAAAGUACAUGGCAGAGUUACCUAUGCUUGUCCUAUCUGAGCAUGUGCUGCCUUUAAUAGCCUUGUCAUCCAUGAGGUACUAAAUUUUGAUCCAACAAAUACUCUCUUACACUAGUGUUAAUGACUUAGACCAGCAGUUGUCCUGUGAUGAUGCUGCUUCCUUAGUUAUCACAAGUAAAUAUCAAAGUAGUCUUAAUAAUUCUUCAAUAUUUAAUGCAAUUUACUGAUUUAUAACUUGGUUUUUGCAGGCAGCAUUGCUAUAGUGUAUUGAACUACUGACACAGACAUCACACUUCAUUUCCUGUUGUUACCUGCGAUUAUUUAAAGUUAAUGUUACAUAUUUUUUUACUGAUUCUGUAGGGAAUCAUAUUCAUAUGUGCUGAGAUCAGAGGAAUUACUGUGUUCUGAAAUAAUUUACUUGUUAAUGAUUUUAUGGAAUUUAAAUGCUGACACUUCUUUCAUAUUUCCAUCUCUGUUCCUCAAUUGGGCUUCAGAAAUGUGUCCAUUCCAGUAAUACAGAGAAAGCAUUCCAUUUACUGUGUAAGUUUCUACUUUCAGGGUAAAAGCAGAUUUUGAAAAACUUAAUUUAUCAGUGAAAAUAUGAAUUUGAGUUGUUUGAUAGGAUCUUCAAAGAAAAAGUACCCAGAGUUAAACUUUAUCAGGUUGAACGGUGUCAGCAAACAUACAUACUGCCAGCUUUUAAAUUCGGAAUUUACUUUUAUUUGCUGAGGAGGAAGAAACAGAGCUUAGGCAGUCAACUUCAUCAGCUUAUACCAAUGCAUCUCAGACCCUUGUGUGUGGGGGAAUGUGCAAGUAGUAUGGGAGGGGGAUUAUAGAUUGAAUUUCUUACAAAUAGUUUUGCACAAAACAGGGUAUAUAAGGGCAUAAUACUGUUUGCAGAGCACAUAAAUUAUAUAAAACAGCUGCAGGAAAUGAAUUCUAUUUUGGUUGCAAAAGGCACUGAUAGUCACUGUCUAACCGCCUGUCAGGGCUUUAUAAGCAUUUGAAAUCACUCUAGUAUUAAAAAACGGAAUAAUAACUGGAAGAUAUAUUUCUAAAUAUCUCAGUGGAUCCAUUGAAGCGUACUACAGUGUUUCUUAAAGUGUUUGGUUGAUGAAUUGCAUUUUGUAUUGACAUAUUUGUUUUUCAUUUAUGUUAGUCUGUUAUGUGUACUGCUGUUAGAAUGAGAUUGUUAUUGACUUAAUGUUAUUUACAUUCCAAAAUGAUUUGUGCUUUUUUUUUUAAUAUUUUGUGUCUAUAUAAACUCAACUAUUGAGUUAACAA